AUGGUUCUUCCCUCUCUCUUUGCUAAAUCGUCAAAAAAAUACAGGCCCACACAGCAGUCCAGCUCCGACAUCCCUCCCGCUUCACCCGACAAGCAGUCACAUUCAAAGGUCAAGGACAGGGAACGCUCCUCCCGCCGCUCCAGUUCCUACUCGUCGAAGCGUUCGUCCAAAUACGACCGUGACUCGCACCCGCUGAAUCUGCCGCCUGAGGAGCGUCAGCGUCUCUUUGUCCAAAUGUCCGCUGCCAUGGACCAGCCCACGCCCCAGCCCAUGGACCUGGACAGGGAACACUCGUCCUCUCCCGCACCCCAGAGCCCCGCGGUAGACGCCCCAAAGACAAAUGGCACCAACGGUGUACCUGAUGGGCCGGCUCCCCCACCACACAGAUAUACAAAGAGCCCGCCGCCACCCACCGCCAACUAUGCAGCCACCCCUGAGGCCGCCACACCACCCGCUCAGCCACCGACAAUCGAUGCUGAGGAGUACAAGGCCGCGGGCAACAAGUUCUUCAAGAUCAAAGACUACCCCAGGGCAAUCGAGGAAUACUCCAAAGCCAUCGAGGCCGACCCCAAGAAUGCUACCUAUUAUUCCAACCGCGCUGCCGCCUACAUUUCUGCGAACCGCUUCUACGAGGCCAUGGAGGACUGCAAGAUGGCAGACGAGCUCGACCCCAACAACAUGAAGAUUCUGCUGCGACUAGGUCGAGUGUACACCAGCUUGGGCCGGCCAGAUGAGGCUCUGCAGGUGUACGAUUCGAUUGGUGCCUCUACCAAGGACAAACAGCCUGCGCUGACCAUGCAGAAGCAUCUACGCAUGGCAGAGGAGACUUCACGGAACGAAGGCUCAGGUUCCAUGGUUAUAUAUGCUCUCAACGAGGCUGAGAAGGGCCUCGGUGCUGGCGUGGACAAACCAAGAAAGUGGCAGCUGAUGCGGGGAGAAGCACACUUGCGGAUGAACAACCUUAAUGCGCUGGGAGAGGCACAGAACGUUGUCAUGUCUCUGCUACGAUACAACAACCAAGACCCAGAUGCCCUGGUGCUUCGUGGCCGUAUUCUCUACGCGCAGGGUGAGAAUGAAAAGGCAUUACAGCAUUUUCGACAGGCACUGAACUGCGAUCCUGACUUCAAGGCUGCAGUCAAGUACCUGCGGAUGGUGCAAAAGUUGGAUCGCAUGAAGUCAGAAGGCAACGCUGCAUUCAAGUCUGGCAGAUAUCAGGAGGCCAUUGAUAUCUAUUCACAAGCGCUCCAAGUUGACCCUGCAAACAAGAACACGAACUCAAAAAUUCUGCAGAACCGAGCCCUCUGCCACACUCGGCAAAAGAGCUGGAGGCAGGCAAUCGCCGACUGCGAGAAAGCACUUGAAUUGGAUCCAGGCUACACAAAGGCACGGAAGACCAAGGCGAAGGCUUUGGGUGAGAGCGGAAACUGGGAGGAGGCGUUGCGCGAUCUCAAGGCUAUCGCCGAAGAAAACCCGUCGGAGCCGGGCAUUGCCAAAGAGAUUCGCGAUGCAGAGAUGGAGCUCAAGAAGAGCAAGAGGAAAGACUACUACAAGAUUCUCGGUAUCCAAAAAGACGCAACUGAGACUGAAGUCAAGAAGGCCUACCGAAAGUUGGCCAUCAUCCACCACCCCGACAAGAACCCUGAUGAUGCCGAUGCUGCAGACAGGUUCAAGGAAAUUCAAGAAGCACACGAGACCCUGAGCGACCCGCAGAAGCGUGAGAGAUACGAUUCCGGCGCCGACCUUGUUGACCCCAACGACAUGUUUGGUGGCGGUGGCAUGGGAGGAGGCAUGGGUGGUGGUAUCGAUCCAGAAAUUCUCAUGCAAAUGUUUGGCGGCAUGGGAGGAGGUAUGGGAGGCGGCCGAGGCGGUGGAGGAGGCUUCCACUUCAGCUCCGGCGGUGGCAGUCCUUUUGGUGGCAUGGGCGGCAUGCCUGGUGGCGGCCGAAGCAGGGGACCACCCGGUGGUUUCCCUUUCUAA
Bipolaris zeicola 26-R-13 is the source of this 1977-nucleotide messenger RNA. RefSeq lists its product as uncharacterized. Lineage: Eukaryota; Fungi; Ascomycota; Dothideomycetes; Pleosporales; Pleosporaceae. The coding region runs from base 1 to 1977 and encodes 658 amino acids. Gene Ontology annotation, molecular function: protein binding. The transcript is spliced from 3 exons. The record is from RefSeq and is a predicted model, not a curated record.